Molecule: messenger RNA, 3734 nt
Organism: Carlito syrichta (Philippine tarsier)
Lineage: Eukaryota; Metazoa; Chordata; Mammalia; Primates; Tarsiidae
Product: zinc finger protein 658B-like
Biological process (GO): regulation of DNA-templated transcription
Molecular function (GO): RNA polymerase II cis-regulatory region sequence-specific DNA binding; DNA-binding transcription factor activity, RNA polymerase II-specific
Source: RefSeq, a predicted model, not a curated record
AGAUCCAGGAAAAACAAAAGAAGCCUCUGUGUCAAGUAAUAUUCAUUGAUGACAAUGAUAAAACAUUGAGUAAAGAAGAACAGAAAAUUUUAGAAAGACCAUUAAAUCUGGGUGUAGCUCCAGGGUUUUCAGGAAAAAUGCCCUGUCAAUGUGACUUGUGUAGAAGGAAUUUGCCAGUUGCUUGUGAGUUAAUUAUAAGUGAAAGAAACUAUUCAAGAAAGAAGGUUGAUUACAUGAAUGUGUCUGAGAAAUUGCAGCUUGAUUUCAAGCAUAAGAAAACUCAGCCUGGAGAGAAAUCUUAUGAAUAUAAUAAAAAUGUGAAAGUUCACAGUUAUAAGAAAGAUAAGUAUCAGAAAUUUCAAACUUUGGGGCAGUCUUUUGAAUGUAAUGAAUUUGGAAAUGUUUUAUAUGAUAAGACUGUCUAUAUUAGGGCAGAGAAUUUUGUAACAAGAGAGAAGUCCUGUAAGGAUGAUGAAUUUAGGAUAAACUGUGAUAAAACCUUUUUACUUAACUACAUGAGAACUAACACAAGGGAAAAAUGUUCUGGUCUUAAUCAAUGUGGGAAAUCCUGUGACAGAGCCACCAUUGUGGAGUACAAUAAAGUUCACAUGGCUAUGACACACCAUAAAUUUAAUGAAAGUGGGAUUCAUUUCAGUAAAAAGUUAUCCUUCAUUCAGUCUCAGAGAACUGUUAUAGAACAGAGUGCAUUGGAAAGCAGUAAAUGUGAAGAAAACUUUAGCCAGAGCUCAGCUCAUAUAGUAUGUCAGAAAACACAAACAGGAAGAGAUAAAUUCUGUGAAUAUAAUGGAUGCAAAAAUACCUUCAACCAGAAAUUAGACCUUACAAUACAUCAGAGAACCCACACAGAAGAGAAAUUCUGCUGUUCUGCUGAAUAUGGGAGAUGCAGGAAAUACUUUCACCAGAAAGCACACCUCAUUUGGUAUCAGAGGACCCACUCAGGGGAGAAACUUCAAUAUGAAGAAUGUGAGAAAUCCUUUUGUACAAGUUCACACUCUAUUCAGCAUUCUGGAGCUUAUGUGGGAUUCAGACUUUAUGAAUGUAAUGAUUAUGGGAAAACUUUCUGUCAGAAGUCAAACCUUAGUGAACAUGUGAGAAUUCACACAAAGGACAAAACUUAUGGUAACAAUGACUGUGGGAAAUCUUACAGGUUACCCCUUGUAGGACAUCAGAGAACAGAAACAAAGAUGAAUCUCUGUGAAGGCAGUGAAUGUGGGAAAACAUUCUUCAAGAUGGCAUGUCUCAAAGAACAUUGGAGAAUUCACACUGAGGAGAAACCUUAUCACAUCUCAUCACAUCUCAGAGCACAUCAGAGAAUUCACACAGGUGACAAACCCUAUGAAUGUAUUGAAUGUGAGAAAACUUUCUCUCACAAUACACACCUCAAUACACAUCAGAGAAUCCACACAGGAGAGAAAUCCUAUGAAUGUGUUGAAUGUGGAAAAUCUUUUACCUGUAAUUCAGCCCUAAAAGCACAUCAGAGAAUUCACACAGGUAAGAAACUCUAUGAAUGUACUGAUGAGAAAACUUUUGCCCAUAUUUCAGCCCUCAGAGCACAUCAGAGAAUUCACACGGGGGAUAAACCUUAUGAAUGUAAAGAAUGUGGAAAGUCUUUUGCCUAUAUUUCUGUUCUCAGAGCACAUGAAAGAAUUUAUACAAGUGAGAAACCCUAUGUCUGUAAUGAAUGUGGGCAAUCUUUUACCUACAAUUCAGCUCUAAGAGCACAGAGAAUUCACACAGGUAGGAAGCCCUAUGAAUGUAGUGAUUGUGAGAAAACUUUUACCCAUAAUUCAGCCCUCAGAGUACAUCAGAGGAUUCACACAGGGGAGAAACCUUAUCAGUGUAAUGAGUGUGAGAAAACUUUUGCCCGUAAUUCAGUGCUUAUAUCACAUCAGAAAAUUCACACAGGGGAAAAACUCUAUGAAUGUAAUGAAUGUGGGAAAACUUUUUCUCAAAAGACACACCUCAGUAAACAUCAUAGAAUUCAUACAGGUGAAAAACCCUAUGAAUGUGGUGAAUGUGGGAAAACUUUCUCUCAGAAAUCAUAUCUCAGUGCACAUGAAAGAAUUCACACAAUGCAAAAACCCUGUGAAUGUAGCUUAUGCAGGAAUACUUUUGUCUAUAAGGCUGCCCUGGUAGUGCAUCAAAGAAUUCACACAGGGGAGGAACCCUAUGAAUGUAACAAAUGUGGGAAGACUGCCAAAAACACACCUCUUGCACGUCAGAGAGUUCACAGAGGGGAGAAACUCUGUAAAUGUAAUAUAUGUGGGAAACCAUUUGUCCUUAACUCAUCCCUUCGAGUGCAUCAGAGAAUUCACACAGGUGUGAAAUCCUAUGAAUGCGGGAAAACUUUCUCCCACAAGUCACACCUUAGUGCACACCAGAGGACUCACACAGGGGAGAAACCCUAUGAAUGUAAAGAAUGUGGGAAAACUUUCUCCCAGAAGUCAAACCUUAGGGCACACCAGAGGAUUCACACAGGGGAGAAAUCUUAUGAAUGUAAUGAGUGUGGGAAAACUUUCUCCCAGAAGUCACAACUUAGUGUACACCAGAGGACUCACACAGGGGAGAAACCCUAUGAAUGUAAUGAAUGUGGGAAAACUUUCUCUAAGAAGUCACAUAGUGCAUCAGAGAAUUCACACGGUGUGAAAUCCUAUGGAUGUAAUGGAUGUGGGAAAACUUUCUCCCAGAAGUCACACCUUAAUGCACACCAGAGAACUCACACAGGGGAGAAACCCUAUCAAUUGCAUCAGAGAAUUCACACAGGUGUGAAAUCCUAUGGGUGUAAUGAAUGUGGGAAAACUUUCUCCCGGAAGUCACACCUUAUGGCACACCAGAGGACUCACACAGGGGAGAAAGCUUAUGAAUGUAAUGAAUGUGGGGAAAGGGUCUCCCAAGUGCAUCAGGGAAUUCACACAGGUGCGAAAUCAUAUGGAUAUAAUGAAUGUGGGAAAACUUUCUCCCAGAAGUCACAGCUUAGUGCACACCACAAGACUCACACAGGGCAGAAACCAUAUGAAUGUAAUAUAUGUGGGGAACCAUUUGCUCUUAAUUCAUCCCUUAGAGUGCAUCAGGGAAUUCACACAGGUGUGAAAUCCUAUGGAUGUAAUGAAUGUGGGAAAACUUUCUCCCAGAAGUCACAGCUUAGUGCACACCACAAGACUCACACAGGGCAGAAACCAUAUGAAUGUAAUGAAUGUGGGAAAACUUUCUUCCAGAAGUCACACCUUAAUGCAUGCCAGAAGACUCACACAGGGAGAAACCCUAUGAAUGUAAUGAAUGUGGGAAAACUUUCUCUGGGAAGUCAUGUUAGUGCACAUCAGAGAGUUCACACAGGGGAUAAAUCCUAUGAAUGUAAUAUAUGUGGGAAACCAUUUGCCCUUAACUCAUCCCUUAGAGUGCAUCAGAGAAUUCACACAGGUGUGAAAUCCUAUGGAUGUAAUGAAUGUGAGAAAACUUUCUCUCAGAAGUCACACCUUAGUGCACACCAGAGGACUCACACAGGGGAGAAACCCUAUGAGUGUAAUGAAUGUGGGAAAGGUUUUGCCCACUUUUCAACUCUUAGAGUACAACAGAGAAUUCACACAGGGGAGAAACCCUAUGAAUGUGGUGAAUGUGGGAACAUUUUUGUUCGUGAGGCAGCUUUUAGAGUACAUCACAUCAGAAUGCAUACCAGAGAGAAAACCCUAACACAUCAUGAAUUUGAGAAGUCCUGA